This is a messenger RNA of Ciona intestinalis (vase tunicate), 1956 nucleotides long. The record is from RefSeq and is a predicted model, not a curated record. Lineage: Eukaryota; Metazoa; Chordata; Ascidiacea; Phlebobranchia; Cionidae.
UAUCUUGAUCGUGUUUUGAACAAUUAACAACGGUCUAAGAGGAUAUGGUUUAAUAGAAACAUAACGCGUUGAUAAUGUUUAUCAUACAUUCGCACUACAGUGCAUAUUCUAUUGAAGAUGAUUGAAAUUAAAAUAAUAGCCCACCCUAUGUUCUGUAACUGAUACUCUGUGCUGAUUACAACAAUGCAGUAUCAGCUUAUGUCGACAAGUUUUCCCAUCGUAGUGAAAUACAUUCUUUCCACAGGAGCCCAUUGAUUGCUGGCCCUAGUGUUUGAAGCAAAAACAUUAAAAACAUUAAGCGGAGGUCCGUCCCUGUGUAUUCUAUUGAGUCGACUACUAUAACAUGAUCCUCUUAUGCUGGUAGACGCGGCGACAUGUAAGUCUGUGUUAUAGGAUACGAGAGUUGUGGGUGGUGGUUUACACAGAGUGUGUCUUCUUGAGGCAGUUAUGAUGUGUGUUUGUUAGCUGCCUAUGUGUUAUAUAUGCAUAAGUAUGGACGCAAGCAAGCCUUCGCUACGCAGUAGGUUCCUGAAAGGGAAAAGGCAAGAAGCUGUGCAGGAAAUUGAGGGAUGGAUCGCUUCAACAAGGGCAGAUACUAUAAAAGCUGGAGCGGCCCGCACUAAUCAGCCUUCAAAAAAUAUAACCGAACAAAAAAUGCUCGAUUCUAAACUAUACGACAUGUCGAAACAACGCUUUAAUUUCGUCCUACAAUGCCAAUGGCAGCGCAAACUUUUCAUUGAGAAGCAGAAACGCAAAACAGCGGUGAUGAGAGACUUGAUGAAGAACGUGGAUAUUACUACAACCUCAGAAAACCCGUUUUCUACCACUGCAAACAAACGAAGAGGAACCACCGUUAUACCAGGUCCCCGGUACCAGCAGGUUAUCCCUAUGCAAGCAAAGGCAGCCACCACCGAGCCCCGACCAAGAGCAGCUUCACCUGCAGCCACCCGCUCAACGGACACCGACGUUUUUAGGUUUGUUACAGAAAAAGAGGCUAAAAUCGCGCAGGAAGACGACGAUAACUCUACCGUUAAAAGCAGUGGGAAGUCAGAACCAAUUCGAUUUAGGAGUUGGCCGAUGUGCGACGCUCGAUUCCACAAACUUAGUGCGUCAUUAAGUAGUAAUUAUGAUGGAACUUUACAAAAAGCAAACAAAACAAAAACGUACACGUCCCUGUCCUAUAACACCACCGCGAAAGUUUUCUAACUUGUUUCGUUUACAAUUUGCGUAAUUUAUUCUCGUCAAUUUUCCCUGUAUGUGUAAAUGGUGUUAGAAGAUAACACAUUUGAAUUGUCCUCUGCCUUUUCAGUUUGCAGGUAAGCUAGUAUCUGCACCCAGCAUCCCGCCGACUUUCGUCAGUUUACCUUUUGCAGAUGACAGCGAGUGUUGCAGACGCUGAGUCAUCUGUGAUAAAUACAGAUGGUGGGGUUAAACUUUCAUUUAUUCUGAAGCCGUGACACAAUGGUUAGCGAAAUAUAUGCUUAUGAGUAUACUACUGUGGCAGUGGUUUAGCCACGUCUUACAGUAGUUAGCGUGUAUGCCCACGACGCAGAGGUUUCGGGUUCGAGGCUCGCUAUUUUAUUGCGGGUGUGUGUGUCCCCUAUACGGGUUCUUUAAAUUGUCAGCCAAACUUUGAAAAACAUAAAAAAAAACUCUCCUAAAAUUCUCACCUACACAGUUACAUACAGGGUAACUGAUACUGUUCAUUCAAAUUGAACAGUACAUAUAUAUUUUAUUCCUUCGGUUUAAUACUUGUCAUUGUUUUAUUCCAUCUUUGCAUUCCUUACCGUCUGUAAUUGGCGUAUGCGUUCCAAAUCAGACGAUCGCGCAACACCAUGCGUUGCCAGCUGAUUGGAUAAAGUGGAAUUUUCGUGACCAAGAAGAAUCACGUGUUUUUCAGUGUUGUCAAGUCUGAUUGAAAGCUCUUCAUUCCGUUGCUUAACAAGCUGGAAAAUA